AUGCCCUUAAAAAUUGCCUAAAUAUUGUUUAUUUAUUAAUAAAGCCAAAUUUUAGAAUGUAUCAUACAUAGGCUAAAGUAUAAAUAUUUAAUCUUAGAUCUUAAAGAUACCAUAGAAAAAAAUAAGAUACAUAGGAUUAAAUUCAUAAAAUAUAGGAGAUUGAACUACGAUAUUGAAAGAGGAAAUAUGUUAGCCUUAAAUAUAGUUAUACAUUGCUUAAUUCUGUUGAAUAAUUAAAAUAAAUUAUUUUAUAAUAACUGGAAUCUUAAUUUUAAGAAACAUAGUCAACUUUUUAUUUAUUUAAUAUUUUAAUUGAUAUUUAUAAAAAUUAGCAUUUAUAAAAUUUAUUUUAAAAGAAACAAGUUAUAAGUUUUAAUUUUAGUCAUCAAAAUAAUUUCACACAAUUAUAAAAUAUAAAUAUUAUUUAAAAAUAGAAUAAACAAUAUUAUUUAAUAUGCUUUAUUUGUCUCAAAACAAUAUUAUUUUGGGUUUCUUUAAGUUGUUAUUGUUUUUAAAUUAAAAUAAUUUAAAAUACUUAGAAAUAAACCUUGA
Tetrahymena thermophila SB210 is the source of this 552-nucleotide messenger RNA. Its product is annotated as transmembrane protein, putative. Lineage: Eukaryota; Ciliophora; Oligohymenophorea; Hymenostomatida; Tetrahymenidae. The record is from RefSeq and is a predicted model, not a curated record. The transcript is spliced from 2 exons.